CUUCCUUUCCUUUCGUCGUCCUGUGAUCUUUCAUGGCGUCCUCUCGCAAGGCAAAGAAACACGAGGAGGAAGAUGAGACUUUCGAAGAAGAGCUUGAAAGGUUUGAUGAUUUCACCCUUGCCUCUUCGUGGGAAAGAUUCAUAUCUGAAAUUGAGGCUGUUUGCCGGUCAUGGCUGGCUGAUGGAACAAAGAAUUUGUUGGACAAAGGUGCAAUUAACUUGGGCUCUCCAAAAAACUUAUAUAAGGUUAAGUCUGAGUUGAAGUAUGGUAUGAAGAGCUAUUGUAUGGAAUACUUCUUUGAAACCAGUAGUGAUGGCAAAGAUGUGGAUUGGAAUGAUGAUUUGCAUGAUCUGCAAUUAUCCUUUGGGGUAAAGACAUUUCUGGUGAUUGCACCUCUAAGUGCCAGUGGGGUGGUCCUUGAUGCACCUGAGGGUAGCAAACUUCUAAGUGCUGUUUCAAUUGCUUUGUCAAAUUGUGGAAGUAUGUGGCCAGCAUUUGUUCCAGUGCAUGAUCCUUCUCGGAAAGCUUUUAUUGGAAUACAAAAUAUGGGAACAGUUUUUACCAGACGUUUUGAGGCAGAUCGUAUUGGUAGUCAGGUUCCAGUAAAACUCCUGCAUUUAGAGGGGCUAUAUGAGUUGUUUGUUUCUAAGUUUGCUUUCUCCACAAUGGACUUAUCAAUGCAUCUUUUUAAAGUACAUUUCACGAUGAAGCUAACCUACAGAACACCUCCUCAUGAUGAUGAUGAUGAUUUACAUGGAGGUGAACCUGAAAUUACAGAAACUGGAGAUCCUUCUGGUGACACCCGUAGUAAAACACAGUGGGAUGAUGAUUGCCCUUGGAGUGAGUGGUAUUCUGCAGAAGAUCCUGUAAAAGGGUUUGAGUUGAUUACCAUAUGGUCAAAUAAGAUGAUAGAAAACUCUCUYGAGAUGGCAGAAAUAGAAAAUGCUUCAUCGCAUGAGGCUGAUAAAUGGCUACUUACUCCUCUUUUGUCUACAUAUAUAAGCGAUGAAUCUGAAGGAAAUACAAUUGGAUUUUCUUCACAAUUGCGCCUUUUAGUAAGUGCAUUGGAAAUGUCCUUUGAGGCUCAGUUUAUGGAAGAUUUUAUAUCAGUUGAAAGCUCAAGUUCCGAUAAUUUAAAGUCCUCCACAGCAAUACCUCCUCCAACAGUUCUGGAUCGUGUACUCAAAGAUAUUUUUCAUGAUGAUACAGGAGUGCAGCCCUCAGAUUAUGUCAAGGGUGAGCAUAAGAAUUCUCGUGCUAUUAAAGGCGCACCUCUAGAUUCACUUUUUGCCCAAUUUUGUUUGCAUGCACUUUGGAUUGGCAGCUGCAAUAUACGUGCCAUAGCAGUGCUUUGGGUAGAAUUUGUUCGAGAAGUUCGUUGGUACUGGGAGGAGUCACAACCAUUGCCCCGAAUGCUAACCAAUGGUGCUAUUGACCUGUCAACAUGUCUCAUUCACCAGAAACUGCAAAUGUUGACGAUAUGCAUUGAGAAGAAGGGACAACUGAAUAACAAUCAUCAAGAAAGCCCUGGAAGAAAAAAUCAUGCUUCUGGUCAUAUUAAGGAAGAUUGUCAGGCUGUUGAAGACCAAACUGAAAUGCGGAAUUCUACAAAGAAGUUUGAUGUGAAACAUGAUAGCCCUUUGAGAACAGAAGGUCAACGCGGUGGUAGGAAAGCUGUAACAAGGUCUGGUGCUGAGCCUGGAAAUGUAAUGGCAUCUGCAAAUACAAAACCAGAAGAAUGUACCAGGAGGGGUUCAUCUGGUGUUUUUGGGUCUAUGAUGCUUUUGAAUUCUUACGAGAGGAUGCAUGCUCCAUAUACUCAGGAUGCACCAAUUAUGACAGAAGAUAUGCAUGAAGAGCGACUCCGUGCAGUGGAAGCUUUUGGCUCUGCAUUUAGCUUUUCUGCUCAAUUGGAGAGAGAGAUCUUGUCAUCAGAUAUGUCUGCAUUCAAAGCAGCAAAUCCAAGUGCUGUUUUUGAAGAUUUUAUUCGAUGGCAUUCACCUGGAGACUGGGAGAGUGAUGAAAUUGAAGAGAGUAAAAGUUCCAGUGAUCAUGCAAUGGAAGGACCAAGAGACAGCUGGCCUCCUCGGGGAAGGCUUUCACAGCGCAUGUCUGAGCAUGGAAAUUCAUGGUGGCAAAUUUGGAAUGAAGCCCCUGCUUUGCCUGCUUCUGAGCAGAAGCCUCUUCUUGAUCCAAAUCGAGAAGGAGAAAAGAUACUUCAUUAUUUGGAAACAUUGCGGCCACAUCAUCUGCUUGAACAAAUGGUGUGCACAGCCUUCAGAGCAUCAGCUGACAGUCUAAACCAGACCUCUUUCGGGGGACUAAAACAGAUGACUACCAAACUAGCACAGAUCUACCUGACAAUGGCAUCAAAUUUGAAAUAUUUGCAAGCAAAUCUUUUACCUGAAAAAUUUGAAGUUGUUGAUGACCUAAGACGACUCUGUGUCAUCUUUGAACAUGUUGAGAAGUUAAUAGUCCUUGCAGCUUCUAUUCAUCGUAAGUUUGCAGAGGUACCACGCCUCUCAGGAGCAAUUUUUGGAGACUUGUACAAUUUUUAUGUUCCAAGAAUGGGAAAUAGCAUAACUGGGAGUGAUGAUCAGAAGGAGUUCAACAUGAAGCAACAGGUGAGGAUGAAUGAGAGACAAACUGUGGCAAAUAUGUUUCCAUCACCCACUGCUAACCAGUCAUGGAGGAAAGUUCUAAGCAUGGGCAAUCUCCUUAAUGGCCAUGAACCAAUUCAAAGGGAAAUCAUUUUUUCCAUGCAUGAAAGCAUGAGAGGCAGUCACUAUGGGGCCCCUUCUCCCAGGAGCUGCCACCAAGACAUAGAAACACAUCGAAUGUAUAUUUGUGGAACAUCUAAUGACCUCCGAGUAGCACUUUCUGUCACCUCUUGUGAUUAGUCUCUACCUGUUUCCAGUUUUUUUUUUUUUUUUGUUUUUAUUCCUGUUUUGGGUAGAUUGGACAUCUACCAGUGCUAUUUGGGUCCCUUAGUUGAAGCAAUGUGAUUGUUCUUCCAAGGUCAAGAGUGUUGGAUGGGAAUGGAAUUCUCCAACCAAGGAAUUGAAAGAAUAUAUCGUGCUUCACUACAUGCUUGAGGACAUAGGAAUCUUUUUAUUUUCUUUUUACUCAAUUUAUAGGUGUUACAAUCUUGGUGGUGGAUGCUUGACAUCAUCCUAUUAAUCGUAGAGAUUUUUAGGGUGGGAGAAAUUGCUAGAAAUGUUGAACUACUACUUCACCCUUUUCUCUGAAGAAGAAGAAAGGAAAAUAACCCUAUCAGGCGGGUGUGGAAAUACGUUUAAUUCGAAGUUUCAGCUAGUGGCCGUGUAAAAUGAAACCGAUUGAUUGAAAUGAAAAAAUAAAAAGGUUUAAGUUCUUAUUUA
This is a messenger RNA of Nelumbo nucifera (sacred lotus), 3380 nucleotides long. Its product is annotated as Rab3 GTPase-activating protein catalytic protein. Gene Ontology annotation, biological process: positive regulation of GTPase activity. Lineage: Eukaryota; Viridiplantae; Streptophyta; Magnoliopsida; Proteales; Nelumbonaceae. The record is from RefSeq and is a predicted model, not a curated record. Gene Ontology annotation, molecular function: GTPase activator activity.